AUGACAUCAUUCAGUAUCCCCUCUCCGCCCAUCUUUAAAAGUCUCACCCCUUGCCUUAAUCCUCCCCCUCCCCCUCUCUCCAUCAAAACUCAACCCCACAUACCCAUCCCGCCAUACUCUCCCUCUCCCUCUGAAUCGCGUACGUUCUCAAAGCCUGGCUUCCAGCGGCCCAGAAAGUAG
Molecule: messenger RNA, 180 nt
Organism: Plenodomus lingam JN3
Lineage: Eukaryota; Fungi; Ascomycota; Dothideomycetes; Pleosporales; Leptosphaeriaceae
Source: RefSeq, a predicted model, not a curated record